Sorex araneus (European shrew) is the source of this 1348-nucleotide messenger RNA. RefSeq names its product chromosome 1 C9orf24 homolog (gene SPMIP6). The transcript has 7 exons. The record is from RefSeq and is a predicted model, not a curated record. The coding region runs from base 389 to 1324 and encodes 311 amino acids. Gene Ontology annotation, cellular component: perinuclear region of cytoplasm; manchette. Gene Ontology annotation, molecular function: alpha-tubulin binding. Lineage: Eukaryota; Metazoa; Chordata; Mammalia; Eulipotyphla; Soricidae.
CGAACCCCUUAGCACCUUCGAUUCUCUUUGUCCAAGUGAAGCACUUGGCCUCAGAUCUCCAGGAGCCCCUGGGACUUUUGGAAACUGAGCUCUUUGGGAAGGCUUGAGGCAGGAAGAGGAUGGGGACCAGGAGGAAAUUGAGUCUGCUCCCUCAGCCAGGUGAUAUCAUAAUGGGCAAUGCCCAGCCUGCGGCGGGGUGGAGGGAGAAGCAGGAUGUGGUAGGAGCAGGAAGACUGUGGGGGGAAGAAAAUUGAGAGAUCCUCCAAAGAAAGGGAGGAACUCAUACAACAGCGAGCAGUUGCUGACUGUCUGGGGGAGACGGUUCUCACGGACAUUUUCCAGGGGCCUUUGAUUGGCAGAGCCCAUUACAGCAUCCCUAGGCCCUAAUAUGUUCCUCUUCUCACGUAAGACCAAGACCCCCAUCAGCACCUACACUGAUUCCUACAGAGUUCCUACCUCCAUCAAAGAGGUCUACAAGGACCCAUCUCUCCGCGUCUGGGAGGCCAAUAAGUCUGUGACCAGGGGCCUUACUCAGCGCAGGCAGCAGCCGGAGUGUUCAAACACAGCUCUGCAGAGGAUGGUGAACUGCACUGUGCAGGACUACCCCUAUAAAGAUUCUUUCACAGGCCACCCCUACUUUCCUGAGAAAUAUUGGAUCUCUCCAUUGGCAGCUAACAGAUGCUCCCCAAACUACCAAUGGGAAGACCAGUACAAGCCCUGGAGGAUGGAGCCUUCCUACUACACCAGCUGGAACAACAGAUACCUCACACCCCUUCCCCAGCUGCCCAAGAUACCAGGGAUGGAGACGAGUGGAGGAAUGCUGGAGGAGUGUCCCUGUAGACCCGAGCGAUUCAGUCCUUGCGGUCUGGACCUUCAGUACUCUCUGAGGCCUUGUGCCUCAGAGAACCAGGUGAUGGCGAACAUGAUGCACUCGCUGUCCCGGUACCAGCCGCUGCCGCAGAUCUCACCGCGAUACGGCUGCCUUGACCCACUCCGGGGUCGCAUGCCUUACCAGGGCUAUGAAAGUUCUUGUUCUGGACGCCACUACUGUCUGCGUGGGAUGGAUUACUUAGUUACCGAGGACCCCUGCAGCGAGACCAGUCGGCAGUCACUGCGCCCUCAACAACCGAUUGUAAGGAGUAUAUCACCGUACGAUCACCGGCCCGGAAUGCAGUGUGCUGUUCUGACGCCCCCGCCGUCAUUCUUCCCUUGUCCCAAUCUUAAAUGGGAAACAAGUCAUUUCGAGAAGACCGGUGGUGCAGAGAAAGACAACUAUGUAAUUCAUCCUGAGUUUACAUCAGAGAUCUAUCCUGAUGGCUGUUAGAACCCAAGGCUGGUGGGAACAAAG